ACGGCAACAUAUUGAUGGCAAAGCCCCGCACCGCUUGCAGCAACGCAGCGUCAUGCAACCAAGUCCAAGCUUGGUGCCGCCGCUGUGUGCGGUGCAAGUCUCAAGCGUAUUGCUCUAAGGAAUGCCAGAUCCAAGCGUGGCCCUCCCACCGCGCCGCGUGUGCCAACAUGACUUGCGUCCAGAAGUGGCGCGAACUAGAAACACGGUGGUGGCGCGGGGUGCCACAUGAAACGACACAGGCCAUGAUCGAAAACGGACUCAACCCUUCGUCCAUGGCAUUCUACGGCGAAGUGUAUUUUACAUUGACCGGAUUGAAGCCAUGCGUCAUGCUUACAGGCAUCCCACUCGCUUGGCGGAGCUCCUUCCUACAGAGCGUCAUCGAAUGCAGUGGCGUCCUUGGACUCAAGUCGUUGUCGCUCGUCACCGUUGGGCCUGUGUCCACCAUGUCCUUUGCCUUUGCUGGCACCAUCGCCUUGGUCAAUACAAACCACCCAUUGGCAAGCGAAAUCGUCACGGCUGUCUCAACGGAAAUGCCAUUGCGUCUUACGGAAACGGCGGUGGCACGGUGGCUGGACUACCCUGUCGCACUCGACACAUGCACCGACUCGAUGGUUGAAGUCGGCUACUUUGACUCGACAACCAACCAACUCGUCACGUCGUACUGCGCUAGCUUGCGCGAUCGCGGCCACCAACGGCAGAUUCAAGACCAUUUUGAACGAUACGCUGAAACCCUGGGCUCCAUGAUGCUGUUGCGACGGGAAGCCGUGCUCGUUUAAGGACGCUGUGCAAAGUCCACAUACCGUUCCCUCCAUGGGCAGAGCCGCCCAGUGUUUGGUUCAAGCAGUAAAUGGGAUUUCGUUACAGAUUCGGACCCUAUCGCGACUCGGUGCGCACUAGCGGCGUGUACGAUGCAUGAAUUCUCUUGGCCCAUUGCACAGCGUUCCCUGCUGCGACAGUUGCUGAAGGAUGGGGCGUGGUAUCGGCUUGUGCUUU
This is a messenger RNA of Aphanomyces invadans, 993 nucleotides long. RefSeq lists its product as hypothetical. The record is from RefSeq and is a predicted model, not a curated record. Bases 15 to 776 code for a protein of 253 amino acids. The transcript is spliced from 2 exons. NCBI's taxonomy places the organism in Eukaryota, Oomycota, Saprolegniomycetes, Saprolegniales, Verrucalvaceae.